CUCCGCUCUGUUGUCAGUCCUCCACUAUUAGCCCGUCUUUCUUCCCUUUUUCUUACUGUAAAGCAUAAAAUUUUCAGAAUUAAUAAAUCACGAGUCGCGGUCAUGGAAGAAGAAGUUGAAACCCUUUGAAUUCAAUCCGUCAGCUGCGCCUGACUUUUGUCUUCCCCGUUGUGAUGACGAUGAUGCAGAGAUGGAGGAACAGAAAGCGAUCCCACUUCCCGUUAUUGGGGUUCAUCUUGCUCGUCUUCAUAGCUUGCUCCGUCCUCUUCAGUGAAAGAACCAUUCUCAUAAUCGAAAAGAACCCAUCAGAUUCAUCCCCAGAGAGCACUUUCACUUACAUCAACCCCAAUCUCGAACCCACCUCCGAUUACAUCCAAGAGUUAGAUAGGUUCAGCAGGUGCAACACUACUGGGGAGUACAGUGGGAAGAAAAUCAGGUGGGUCGGCCUGAAACCGGAAUCUGGCGGCGGCAGGAGGAAGAGGGAGAGUUUAGAGAGGUGUGAUGUGUUCUCUGGGAAAUGGGUCUUUGAUGAUGAAUCGUAUCCACUCUACAAUGAAUCAGACUGCCCUUACAUGUCUGACCAAUUGGCGUGUCACAAGCAUGGGAGGUCUGAUUUGGGGUAUCAGCAUUGGAGGUGGCAGCCUCAUAAUUGCAAUUUGAAGAGAUGGAAUGCAAUUGAAAUGUGGGAGAAACUGAGAGGGAAGAGGCUGAUGUUUGUUGGGGAUUCACUGAACAGAGGGCAGUGGAUAUCAAUGAUUUGUUUGUUACAGUCCGUGAUUCCAGCUGAGAAGAGAUCCAUCACUCCCAAUUCUCAGCUUACCAUUUUCAAGGCAGAGAACUACAAUGCCACCAUAGAGUUUCUGUGGGCUCCGCUGCUGGUUGAUUCAAACUCAGAUGACCCUGUGAAUCACAGAUUGGAUGAGAGGAUAAUACGACCAGAUUCGGUUCUAAAGCAUUCAGCGAAGUGGGAGCAUGCUGAUAUACUUGUGUUCAACACUUACUUGUGGUGGAGGCAAGGCCCUGUGAAGCUCUUAUGGAGCGAUCAAGAGAAUGCGUCUUGUGAAGAACUAGAUGGAUUAGGAGCUAUGGAGUUAGUCAUGCAGACUUGGGCAGACCGUCUAGCUUCUAAAUCCAAAUACCUUGACAAACAGAUAUUUUUUGUAACAAUGUCUCCAACACAUCUCUGGAGCAGAGAGUGGAAGGCUGGAAGUGAGGGGAACUGCUACGAUGAGAAAGCACCGAUUGACAAUGAAGGCUACUGGGGAAGUGGUUCCGAUCUACCCACAAUGAGAAUGGUUGAAAAUGUCCUGCGCAAGCUUGGAACAAGGGUUUCAGUUAUCAAUGUAACACAGCUUUCAGAGUAUCGAAAAGACGGACACCCUUCGAUAUACCGCAAGUUUUGGGAGACGCUACCCCCAGAACAGCUAGCUAACCCUCCUAGUUACUCCGACUGCAUACAUUGGUGCCUGCCUGGUGUGCCUGAUGUCUGGAAUGAAUUGCUCUUCCACUUCUUGUAGCCCUUGCUAAAUAACCAAAGAUUCACUUG
Linum trigynum is the source of this 1546-nucleotide messenger RNA. Lineage: Eukaryota; Viridiplantae; Streptophyta; Magnoliopsida; Malpighiales; Linaceae. The record is from the annotation of a GenBank genome assembly.